AUGGCUAGUGUUCAAGAUAUAUCUGUUUCAGCUGUGAUCAACUUUAUAUCUGCACUUGUUUUCCUUUUGGCUUUUGCAAUUGUAUGGCUUCAGCCAAUCAAUGACAGAGUAUUGAAGAUCUUUGUUCCUAUCACGGCACUUUCUUUUGCGGUUUUAGUGCCUAACAUGCCUCCUAAGAAAAGAAUAGAUAGUUACACCUUUUCUCUGGCUGGGUCACAGGGUGGUAAUCAUUCUCACCAUAGUCAGAAAAAUUCAGCCCCUGUUCCAUCUUCAGCUAGUGUGCCCACACCUAACUUUGGAGAUGUCCUUGUUAGAAAUGUCCCACCAGAUCCUGAUGAAUCAGUGAGCGUGCAUGUUGAACAUUUCUUUCAUGUUAAUCAUUCAUAUCAUUAUCUUUUGCAUCAGGUUCUUAAUGGAAACCCGUACAACAGAAAAUGCAACAUGUACAGUUUUGGCAUAUGUUUGUGGGAGAUAUACUAUUGUGACAAGCCAUAUCCUGAUCUCAGUUUCUUAGAAGUGACUUCAGUUGUGGUUCGCCAGAAUUUGAGGCCAGAAAUACCCAGAUGUUACACAAGUUCCCUUGCUAAUGUGAUGAAACAAUGUUGGGAUGCUUAUCCUGAUAAGCGGUCCGUAUCCAUGAUAGAGGCUAUUGACACAUCCAAAGGUAGGGGAAUGAUCCCCAUUGAUCAAUAA
This is a messenger RNA of Capsicum annuum, 693 nucleotides long. Its product is annotated as CSC1-like protein At4g02900. The transcript is spliced from 6 exons. Lineage: Eukaryota; Viridiplantae; Streptophyta; Magnoliopsida; Solanales; Solanaceae. The coding region runs from base 1 to 693 and encodes 230 amino acids. The record is from RefSeq and is a predicted model, not a curated record. Gene Ontology annotation, biological process: protein phosphorylation. Gene Ontology annotation, cellular component: plasma membrane. Gene Ontology annotation, molecular function: protein kinase activity.